GAACCGGAAAAUGGGCUUUGGCCAUUAAACAAAACAGGCCCAAAAUCAACUACCGUAUCCCCAACCCAAACACACUCUCGACUCUCUACACUCAGGCUAGGGCUUAACACAGACACCAUCACUCUUUUCUUAUCCCCAAACCCUAAUUCCACCCCUCUUUCGACAAUGGCGUCCAAUUACGAAUUCGACGACACUCAACAGCUCGAUUCCGCCGGGUACGACCCGAAUUUCGUACCCGACUCCGUGAAAUCCUUCGUCGUCCAUCUCUACCGACACAUCCGCGAGAAGAAUGUGUACGAGAUUCACCAGAUGUACGAGACCUCGUUUCAAACCCUAAGCGAGCGCUUGUUCAAGGACACUCCUUGGCCUUCUGUGGAUGCGGUGGCGCAGUACGUGGAUAAUGAUCACGUCUUCUGCUUGUUGUAUCGGGAGAUGUGGUUUCGACAUCUUUACGCCAGGCUCUCGCCUACUUUGAAGCAGAGGAUUGACUCUUGGGACAAUUAUUGUAGCCUCUUUCAGGUAGUUUUGCAUGGAGUUGUAAAUAUGCAAUUGCCAAAUCAGUGGUUAUGGGAUAUGGUAGAUGAGUUUGUGUAUCAGUUCCAGUCAUUUUGUCAGUACCGAGCAAAGAUGAAGAACAAGACUGAAGCAGAAAUUGCACUUCUGAAGCAGUUUGAUCAGGCCUGGAAUGUGUAUGGCGUGCUCAACUUCUUGCAAGCACUAGUGGAGAAAUCAACAAUAAUACAAAUUCUUGAGCAGGAGAAGGAAGGGCUUGAGCAGUUCACUGCUAAUGAUGGAUAUGAUUACACUGGUGGAAGUAAUGUGCUGAAGGUCUUAGGUUAUUUCAGCAUGGUUGGCUUGCUACGAGUACAUUGCUUGUUAGGUGAUUACCACACUGGCCUGAAGUGCAUACAACCAAUUGACAUAAGUCAGCAAGGCGUUUUCACUAUAGUGAUAGGCAGCCACAUCGCUACAAUAUAUCAUUAUGGGUUUGCCAAUCUUAUGUUGAGGAGAUAUGUAGAAGCGAUACGAGAAUUCAACAAAAUUCUCUUGUACAUUUACAAGACUAAACAAUAUCACCAAAAAUCUCCUCAGUAUGAACAGAUUUUAAAGAAAAAUGAGCAGAUGUAUGCUUUGCUGGCAGUUUCUCUUUCUCUUUGCCCCCAAUUGAAGCUUGUGGAGGAGACUGUGAACUCUCAGUUGCGGGAAAAGUAUGGAGAGAAAAUGUUGCGAAUGCAGAGGUAUGACGACGAAGCGUUUGCUCUUUAUGAUGAACUCUUCUCAUAUGCGUGUCCCAAGUUUAUUACACCAUCUGCUCCAACUUAUGAGGAGCCUCUUGUGAAUUACAACCAGGAUGCAUAUAGGCUUCAACUGAAGCUCUUCCUUUAUGAAGUGAAGCAGCAACAAUUAUUGUCUGGUGUCCGUACCUUUUUGAAAGUUUAUUCAACGAUCUCUGUAGGAAAGCUUGCAACAUACAUGGAAGUGGAUGAACCUACUUUAAGGACAAUUUUGAUGAGUUACAAGCACAAGACUCAUGCCGUUGAUUCAGAUGGGAAAGUUGUCUCCAAUGCUGAUAUUGAUUUCUCCAUUAAUGACGACAUGAUUCAAGUUGUUGAGUCGAAACCAACAAAGCGCUAUGGAGAUUAUUUUCUGCGACAGAUUGUCAAACUUGAAGAAUUAAUGACCGAUAUGGACAGGGUUAAGCUGGAGGCAUAAUAUCUGCUGAAAUUUUUUCCUUAUGCCUGUUUUUUAGGACAUUUUGUUUGCUAAGAUAAGCUCUGAUAUGUUAUCAUGGUAUUACAUGUUACUAAUCUGUAUCUGAGGAAGUUUAAUUUUUUAUAUUACACUAAUGCAGGUUUAAAGUUUUUGUAGUAAA
This is a messenger RNA of Daucus carota subsp. sativus, 1873 nucleotides long. RefSeq lists its product as uncharacterized. Gene Ontology annotation, cellular component: cytoplasm; eukaryotic translation initiation factor 3 complex. Bases 166 to 1713 code for a protein of 515 amino acids. Gene Ontology annotation, molecular function: translation initiation factor activity. The record is from RefSeq and is a predicted model, not a curated record. The transcript is spliced from 8 exons. Gene Ontology annotation, biological process: translational initiation. Lineage: Eukaryota; Viridiplantae; Streptophyta; Magnoliopsida; Apiales; Apiaceae.